AUGAAGCGCAAGAUUCUGUUGAUGGGCAAGUCCGGUUCGGGCAAGACGUCCAUGCGCUCGUUUAUAUUUAGCGCUUACCGUCCCGAAGAUACCAAGCGGCUCGGCAGCACAAUCGAGGUCGAGCAUUCCCAUGUACGCUUUCCCGGCAACCUCGUGCUGAAUUUGUGGGAUUGCGGGGGACAGAAGACGUACAUGGAGAGUUAUAUGGAUACACAAAAAGGAAACGUGUUCAGUGCUGUGGGAGCGCUUAUCUACGUCGUGGAUUUGGUCAGUACUGAGGACGACGACGAUACGCACGAGUGGGACGCGGAUUUGCGCUACUUUCGGUAG
Molecule: messenger RNA, 330 nt
Organism: Malassezia vespertilionis
Lineage: Eukaryota; Fungi; Basidiomycota; Malasseziomycetes; Malasseziales; Malasseziaceae
Gene: GTR1
Product: GTP-binding protein gtr1
Exons: 2
Coding region: 1-330 (109 amino acids)
Biological process (GO): cellular response to amino acid stimulus; regulation of autophagy; cellular response to starvation
Cellular component (GO): Gtr1-Gtr2 GTPase complex; fungal-type vacuole membrane; nucleus
Molecular function (GO): GTPase activity; GTP binding
Source: RefSeq, a predicted model, not a curated record